Molecule: messenger RNA, 414 nt
Organism: Didymella exigua CBS 183.55
Lineage: Eukaryota; Fungi; Ascomycota; Dothideomycetes; Pleosporales; Didymellaceae
Exons: 2
Coding region: 1-414 (137 amino acids)
Source: RefSeq, a predicted model, not a curated record
AUGUGCAACGGCAACUCAAGUCGAAUUAGCCAGGGAGGCUCUAUCGCCGUUCUCAGGCGGACACAGCACUUGCGCAGGUCAAACACCGACGACAUGAUGCUGUUCUUUCACAACCAGAUGUGCGCACCAGGGACCAGUGUAGAAUUCCAUGGCUGGGAUGACGAUGCGCAAAGAGAGAAGCACUGGGUCGUUAUCCACCGCGAUGGCGACCUUUCGGGCUCCGCCUCUCCUGUUCAGACGCCACCGUUCUACUCUUUCUCGUUGGAGUCAAGUGAGGCGUCGACGAUGCAUCUACCGCAAAAGCUAGAUCUGGGAGUCGGCGAUGCAGGGAUUAUCGGGCGGAGGGUGUCGGUUAUGACGGGGUCGAUGAAAGGACCGUUGACGGUUGCUGAGGGCAUCAUUGGGUGGAAUUAG